Messenger RNA from Erinaceus europaeus (western European hedgehog), 968 nucleotides. It is a transcript of the gene CARD19, whose product is annotated as caspase recruitment domain family member 19. The coding region runs from base 284 to 796 and encodes 170 amino acids. Lineage: Eukaryota; Metazoa; Chordata; Mammalia; Eulipotyphla; Erinaceidae. The record is from RefSeq and is a predicted model, not a curated record. The transcript is spliced from 5 exons. Gene Ontology annotation, cellular component: mitochondrion.
GGGCGGGCCUAACGGGAAGGGCGUGGUCUACGGGAAGGGCUGUCCUAGGAGGACCAAGUGACUGCGGGCUGGGGUCAUCGGGACCCGGGGGACUGGCAGACCUCGGUGCAGACAGGCCAGGGCUGGCCGGUCACGUGCGGGGCCGUGGACAUGACAGGUCAGACCUACUGUGACCGCCUGGUCCAAGACACACCUUUCCUGACGGGUCCUGGCCGCCUGAGUGAGCAGCAAGUGGACAAGAUUAUCCUGCAGCUGAACCGCUACUACCCCCAGAUCCUCAGCAAUGAGGAGGCAGAAAAGGUGCCCAGGGACCCUGAGAGCUGCUCCCUGCUCCUCCCCUCAGGGCUGGAAAGUAGGCCUGUUCCGGAACCCAAAGGUGUCGCUGCGUGUGCGGCUCUGUGAUCUCCUAGGCCACCUGCAGCGGAGUGGAGAGGGCCACUGCCAGGAGUUCUACCGGGCCCUGUACAUGCACGCCCAGCCCCUACACUGCUGCCUGCCCAGCCGGCAUGCCCUGGGUGGGGCUCCAUUCCUGACUUCCCAUGGGCAGAAGCCCCGAGAUGUUCUUGGGGAGCGCCCCUCACUGACCCUCCUGUCCCAUUUCUCCCCAGGACCUGUGGCCUUCCUGGCCUGCCUGGGCCUGGCCACAGGGCUAGCCCUGCUCCUCUACUGCUGCCCUCCAGACCCCAAGGUGCUGCCAGGGGCCCGACGCGUCCUGGGCUUCUCCCCAGUCAUCUUGGACCGGCAUGUCAGCCACUUACUGCUAGCCUUCCUCACAGAUGACCUGGGGGGGUUCUGAUGGGCCCUCUUCCUCCCCCUGCGCACAACGAAGAACCCCACCUGCCUCUUCUGGGCUGCCUCUUUUCUAAACGCUUGUUUUAUACUAUUUAUGAUUUCUAUAAUAUAAGCACGUCACCCUCGACUUAACGAAGGUGCUCGGCAAUAUUAAAUGUUUAUCCGUUAUUAUCUCA